AUGACUUUUAAUGAUUUCAUUUUAUUUGCAUUUUCCAAUGGAGCUUCUAAUGGUAAAAGAUUUAUUAUUAAGUCAUCAUUUGAUACUGAUGUAGAAGAAUAUUUACUCAAUCAACUUAUAG
Messenger RNA from Funneliformis caledonium, 121 nucleotides. The record is from the annotation of a GenBank genome assembly. NCBI's taxonomy places the organism in Eukaryota, Fungi, Glomeromycota, Glomeromycetes, Glomerales, Glomeraceae.